GAGAGACCAAAAUGGCCAGAACCAAGCAGACAGCCCGUAAAUCCACCGGAGGAAAAGCUCCCAGGAAGCAGUUGGCGACCAAAGCUGCCCGUAAGAGCGCCCCGGCCACCGGCGGAGUGAAGAAGCCUCACCGCUACAGGCCCGGCACCGUCGCUCUGAGAGAGAUCCGUCGCUACCAGAAAUCUACCGAGCUGCUGAUCCGCAAGCUGCCCUUCCAGCGCCUGGUCAGGGAGAUCGCACAGGACUUCAAGACCGAUCUGCGCUUCCAGAGCUCGGCCGUCAUGGCCCUGCAGGAGUCCAGCGAGGCUUACCUGGUCGGCCUGUUUGAGGACACCAAUCUGUGCGCCAUCCACGCCAAGAGGGUCACCAUCAUGCCCAAAGACAUCCAGCUGGCCCGCCGCAUCCGCGGAGAGAGGCAGCACCGCCUGGAUGUUGGGAAGGACACCACCCUGAGCGAUGGUCACUCCACCCAGCAGCUUGUUCAGCUCCUCGUCGUUGCGGACCGCCAGCUGCAGGUGACGCGGGAUGAUCCUGGUCUUCUUGUUGUCGCGGGCGGCGUUCCCGGCCAGCUCCAAGAUCUCAGCGGUCAGUGUCACUGUGACACCACCACCAUCAUCAUCUUCACCCUCCUCAUCACUGACAGCCUCCUCUACUUCAACAACAACAGCGUGAUAAAUGCAGAUGAAGCAGCACAUACAGGUUUCUUCUUGGGUGUGGUCUUGACCUUGGGCUUCCUUGCGGUCGCUGGCUUCUUGGCUGCCGGCUUCUUGACCUUCUUUGCCUCCUUCUUGGGCUUCGCGGCGGUCUUGCUGAGUUUGAAGGAGCCGGACACUCCGGUCCCGGUGGUCUGCACGAGGGCGGCCACGGCCUUCAGGAUGCGCUCUUUGGCGCCGGGACCGGACUUCUUCCUCGGCUUGGUACUUUUACUCUUGCCGGCUUUGGCCGGUUUGGCUGAGGCGGCCGCGGCGGCCGGGGCGGCGGGUGGGGCGACUUCUGCCAUCUCGCAGUCGGAGUUGCUUCGUCAGCUUUCUCUGAUGGAGCCUAACAACUUCAGUAAAGACACAAUGAGCGGCCGCGGAAAGGGAGGUAAGGGACUCGGUAAAGGAGGCGCCAAACGUCACCGCAAAGUUCUCCGAGACAAUAUCCAGGGCAUCACCAAACCCGCCAUCCGCCGCCUGGCCCGCCGCGGCGGCGUCAAGAGAAUCUCCGGACUCAUCUACGAGGAGACCCGCGGGGUGCUCAAGGUUUUCCUGGAGAACGUGAUCCGGGACGCAGUCACCUACACCGAGCACGCCAAGAGGAAGACCGUCACCGCCAUGGACGUGGUCUACGCCCUCAAGAGGCAGGGCCGCACCCUCUACGGCUUCGGCGGUUAAACCUUCAACAGACACCCCGGAAGGCAAACUCAACGGCUCUUUUAAGAGCCAACCACCUCAAACUAAGAGCGGUUUUCUAUUCAAUGAUCCCACCGAACACGAACAGAUCUUAAACGUUAGUACUACCACUUGAUUAUAACUAUUCUGGUUCUUACAACAUGAUCUUUUAGUUCCUAAAGGUCCCUAAACCGGUGAUAACACAAACCAGGAUGUCUGAUCAGAUCCUCAGGCUGUUUGCUGCAGUAAUCUUCACAGAAAUGUUUCCUAUUGGCAGGAUGUAAAGUGUUCUGAUUAAAACGAUCU
Chelmon rostratus (copperband butterflyfish) is the source of this 1679-nucleotide messenger RNA. RefSeq lists its product as uncharacterized. Gene Ontology annotation, molecular function: DNA binding; protein heterodimerization activity; structural constituent of chromatin. NCBI's taxonomy places the organism in Eukaryota, Metazoa, Chordata, Actinopteri, Chaetodontiformes, Chaetodontidae. The record is from RefSeq and is a predicted model, not a curated record. The transcript has 6 exons. The coding region runs from base 12 to 1376 and encodes 454 amino acids. Gene Ontology annotation, cellular component: nucleosome.